Schizosaccharomyces osmophilus is the source of this 237-nucleotide messenger RNA. RefSeq names its product signal peptidase complex subunit Spc1 (gene spc1). The record is from RefSeq and is a predicted model, not a curated record. The coding region runs from base 1 to 237 and encodes 78 amino acids. Gene Ontology annotation, biological process: protein targeting to ER. Gene Ontology annotation, cellular component: endoplasmic reticulum membrane; signal peptidase complex. NCBI's taxonomy places the organism in Eukaryota, Fungi, Ascomycota, Schizosaccharomycetes, Schizosaccharomycetales, Schizosaccharomycetaceae. The transcript has 3 exons.
AUGAAUUAUUUAGAGGGUAAAAUCGAUUUUCAUGGACAAAUUCGUUGUUCAAAAUACAUGAAUUAUGGGAUCUUAACAUCUGGUGUUGCAGCGUACAUAGCAGGAUGGUUGGCUCAUGACUCGUUCUUGAGCAUCAAGGUGUUUUUAAUUUUGAGCAUUAUUGCUGGAAUUAUUUGCAUUCCUGCAUGGCCCAUGUACAAUCGAAAGCCCCUGCAGUUUCAAAAGACUAAAAAUUGA